AGGACCACCGCAGCUUCAUGUUCCACACGGAGGCAUUUUGUCAACGGACCCGAAAAACGAACGCGUACUCACAAGGAAGUGCGGAAAAUUGGUGCGCCUUUUUCAGCUGAGUUGGCUCAUAUCAAAAGCUGGUGAUUUGUUGUUCUUAUCAUUUAUACAAGCUGAAAUAAAAAAGGGAGUAGUAACCGGCCACAGGCAACACACGUAACACCUUUGAGAAUGCCCCGGAGAAAGAGGACCGCCGGCAGCAGCUCGGACGGGACGGAGGACUCGGAUUUUUCUGCCGACCUCGAGCACGCGGAAGCUUCCGAGAGCGUGCACAGGCGCAGCAGCACGCGCUUGACUCGCGCUUCACUGCGCCUCAGUCGGAGCUCACAAGACCUGAAGCAGGGGGCGGACCGAGACGAGACCCCUCCCCGGACCCCGACGGGUAACGCCCCGUCCUCGGAGUCCGACAUCGACGUUUCCAGCCCCAGUAACGACCUUGUGUCGUCCAGCAACGACAUUGUAGUGUCGCAAGAGGAGGACGAGAGAUUGGCCAAAGAGCUGUCGCUCAAAGAGGCCGCUGCCCACGACCUCUCCCACCGGCCCAAACGGCGGCGCUUCCACGAGAGCUACAACUUCAACAUGAAGUGUCCCACACCUGGGUGCAACUCAUUGGGUCAUCUAACGGGGAGGCAUGAGAGACAUUUCUCCAUAUCGGGAUGUCCUCUCUACCACAAUCUCUCUGCUGAUGAAUGCAAGGGCAAGGCAUCGACGCGCGACAAACAGGCCGAGGAAAGGACGUUGUCACACCGUCAGGACGAGAAUAGACACUCCACAAGAAACCAGGCCCCGUCAGACCGCCAGCUGCGCUACAAGGAGAAGGUGACGGAGCUGAGGAGGAAGAGGAAUUCUAGCCUCAACAAGGAGCAGAAGGACAAGUACGUGGACCACCGUCAGAGCCACGGAGUGAGCAGGGAGCCGCUGCUGGAGAACAUCACCAGCGACUACGACCUCGAGCUGUUCAGGAAAGCGCAGGCACGUGCCUCGGAGGACCUUGAGAAACUCCGGCUGGCCGGCCAGGUGUCGGAGGGCAGCAACAUGAUAAAGACCAUCGUGUUUGGCCGCUACGAGCUGGACACGUGGUACCAUUCCCCAUACCCAGAGGAAUACGCCCGCCUGGGGAGGCUCUACAUGUGCGAGUUCUGCCUCAAGUACAUGAAGAGCCAGACCAUUCUGCGGCGGCACAUGGCCAAGUGUGUGUGGAAGCACCCUCCAGGUGACGAGAUCUACAGGAAGGGGAACAUCUCUGUCUUUGAGGUGGACGGAAAGAAGAACAAGAUCUACUGCCAGAACUUGUGUCUGCUGGCGAAGCUCUUCCUGGACCACAAGACUCUGUAUUACGAUGUAGAACCUUUCCUCUUCUAUGUCAUGACCGAAGCUGACAACACAGGGUGCCAUCUAGUCGGAUACUUCUCCAAGGAGAAGAACUCUUUCCUCAACUACAACGUAUCCUGCAUCCUCACCAUGCCGCAGUACAUGAGGCAGGGCUACGGCAAGAUGCUCAUAGACUUCAGUUACCUGUUGUCCAAAGUUGAGGAGAAGGUGGGCUCACCUGAGCGCCCCCUGUCAGACCUGGGCCUCAUCAGCUACCGGAGUUACUGGAAGGAGGUACUGCUGCGCUACCUGAACAACUUUCAGGGCAAAGAGAUCUCCAUCAAAGAGAUCAGUCAGGAGACGGCGGUGAACCCAGUGGAUAUUGUCAGCACGCUGCAAUCCCUCCAGAUGCUCAAAUACUGGAAGGGAAAGCACCUGGUUUUAAAGAGACAGGACCUUAUCGAUGACUGGAAGUCCAAGGAGACCAAACGCGGCAAUGGCAAGACCAUUGACCCCAAAGCCUUAAAAUGGACACCACCUAAAGGGACGUAGAGGAGCUUCCUUUCACACUACAAACCCAGAAACACACGCAUAUACACACAGACGGAUCCUCUAGCGCACACUGGCAUGCUCACAGACCCUGAGCCAAAACCCUUCCCACACACUCUUGUACAAAACCCUUUUCAACAGCUACAGCGCAGUCAGCCACUCGUUGUGUCCACCGUUAACUCUGGGUUCAGCAGUCACUGUCAUGGAGAUGGAACAUGAGAACACCGAUACGAUGCCUGUCCAGAGUAUGUGUUUGGACAUUACACAAAAAUAGAAGAAAAGGAGUCAUCGGGGACGGCUUCUUUUGUAAUAAACACUUAAAAGUGAACAAAAAAACAAACAUGCAUAUCAUUAAUGUUCAAUUAAUGGUUGUGUUUAGAAGCAAAUGAAACAAAAGUAAUAUUGCAGCUUCAGAUCUCCCUAAAUAUUUAGUUAAGCUAAUACGAGCAAUAAGCAAUAUGUUACACUACAGCCUGUUUAUGUUUAGGUCAUACAUGUAAACAACCGUAUGCCACUGGCUAUUACUAACUUAAAUAGCAUUAAUAUAUUACAUGGCGCUUUUUAAAUAUUUUGCUCAUUUAAAUAGAAUUUUAAUCAUUUCACAAAUUGUUGAUUUACAAUUUAUUAAUGUGAUUAUUCAUUUAAUAAUAUAUUUUUUUACGUAUUAAAUAUUGACCACUUAGGGGUUCCAUAGAAGAGAAUCAGCUAUUCACGCUUUCUUUAUAUAUUAUAUUAUUAUAUAUACUGUAUAUACAUGUAUAUAUUUUUUCGGUUUUAGGGUCUAACGAUCAGUGUGACUAAAUUACAAAAUAAUGAGCUAAGCAGCGGCAGAUGACGUCUGUCUACGAUCUAGUAAGAUUGCCGCUGAUGUCUCCUCGACCUCAUUUGUUGUCUGAAAAGUGAAAGUAAUUGUGCGUUGUCAGUGCACCUCCUCCCAGACACUUGAUUAGCGCCGAGCACCAGGCACACCUUCUAACCCAAUCUGCGGCAGCUGGUAUUGAACCGGUGCUGCUUUUCAUUCUGUUGUCGAGGUGCUCGACACAACGCAGGUCUGCAGCACGUUGACUCAUGCGA
Molecule: messenger RNA, 2982 nt
Organism: Anarrhichthys ocellatus (wolf-eel)
Lineage: Eukaryota; Metazoa; Chordata; Actinopteri; Perciformes; Anarhichadidae
Product: histone acetyltransferase KAT7-like
Exons: 14
Coding region: 220-1911 (563 amino acids)
Biological process (GO): regulation of transcription by RNA polymerase II
Cellular component (GO): histone H3-K14 acetyltransferase complex; chromatin; nucleus
Molecular function (GO): transcription coregulator activity; chromatin binding; histone H4 acetyltransferase activity
Source: RefSeq, a predicted model, not a curated record